AUGUCGCAAGCAAACGGCAUUUCGUACGGCGUAAGACCAGAGGAUGAUGGAUCUGAUAUGGAUGUUUCAUCUGAUGAUGAAGGCCUUUACAUGUAUGAACCUCUGCCCAGCGACCCUCAAGAGCAAAUUCAAUGUUCGAAGCAAGAUCAACUGCAGCAUGACUCUCGAGAGCAGCAGCAACCUCUAUCGACACCAUCAGGCUCCAAAUCCAGUUCAUCGCGUUUGACCACAAUUACCAAUUGCUGGACAACAUUUGUUGAUAAAGUGGCACAGCAUCAAGCCCCCAUUGCUACUAGAGACGGAGCUUCCGACACUGAAUCAACGAGCUCCUUUUAUACCGCACCAAAUUCACCUAUUGACUUGACACUGGACGACGAUCAGGGUGCUGAUAUGGAUCGACAACAGGCUACAGACAUCAUUAAUGAACUUGUCAGUGAGCAGGAUAAAUUGACUCAGGAACUCGAGCGCAUUACCAACGAGGAGAAGAGAAUAGCUAGCUUAAUCGAGGCAAAGAAAGCAAAAUUAGAGGCAGUUAGAGUGAGGCAAUUAGAGCUUCAAGUACGCAAAUCGAUUCAAAAGAACAGAAAAGCUGUAGUCACUCCAGUAAAAUCAAAGAAGGGGAAAGAAAAAGCAUCCCUUGACAAACAGUUUCGCAGCUAUAGUAGUUCAGAUGAGGAGGACACACAGCAACGACCUAGGAAAGCAAAAGCAGUUAUGGACCCUACUAGCGGACGGCCAGAGAGACGGCCUGUGGAGGAACCCGCAAGAGCAGAGCCAAAUGUUGAAUUUGUUAAGGAGCAGGAGGCACAGGUGGAGACAAAGGAGGAUGUAGUAAAGAAGACUGAUGAAAAUCAAACACAACGUGAUGCAGUGAUUGCAGAGAGAGAGAAAGUAUCCUCACUUAUAGCUGCAUCUAACAAGCCAUGCAUCGCGAAUAUUGCCAAGCAGAACAAAAGCACUUUGCAAGCAAUCAGACGCAGUCAAAAGCUGGGCAAUACUUCUGUGGGCCAAAUGAAGAUGUUUCUGUGCGAUCUUUAUGACAAGUUCUUGGAGGACGGAACACUGUCAAGAGUACAAAAAGUCCACUACAAAGAGCUAGUCAGACAGGUGUCAAGGUAUGAUGCGUUUGGUGACGACCACAUCCCCGGAAGAGCUACACCAAAGAAGGCCAAAAAGCUGGAGCGAAAGGUGCAGCCUGAAAAGUACCAUAUGCUGCCCAAUGAGUUUUACGGUCAUCCCAAAAAACUGGAUUUUAGAAAUUUGAAAGUCGACAGACGCAAGCUACUGGAUGCUCUCAGCUGUCCGCAAAUCGAAUCACCUUUUAUACUAGGCAAGGCUAGAAAAUUACUAGCAAAGGGGCCAACCGAGCUUAAGUUGUCUGAUUUCGAGGGUGUUAUUGGCCCUGAUGGUAAAGUGAUAGAUAAGGAAGAGCUUAGAAUGCAUAUGGCAAAUCGAAAGAUCAAUCGAUUACUUGCUUUGUACCAGGAAGUAAAAAGCAAUGCUUACCUUGCAGCUCCAAUGUCAAUGGGUCAGAGAACAAGACAUGAGUAUGACAUGGCUCAGCGCCGACUUGAAGAAUCCGUGAUGAGAGAGACUGGUACUAUCUCACCUGAGCCCUCAACUACUGAAAAUCCGCUCGUCUCUGAUAAUUCUACAGCUACGUUGAACCCUGUGAUGGUAUCGCUGGCACCUUCCUCCAAGGCAGUGGAAUCAAAGCCCAUCACAACUAUUACCUACGUUCCUACUGAAACAAGCUUUAUACGAAGUAUAUUACCCGGUGGACGAGAGCCAACCAACUCGAUCAAGCAACCUAAAACAGCUCAAAAAGCCAAGGCUUCUCAGCAAUCCAAAUUACCACCUCCGCCCAAAGCAUCAAAAGCAUCCAAUGCGAAGCCUGUCUCUUUACCAAAAGCUCCUACAAAAAGCUCGACACAAGCUUCAGCUUCAGUGCAAAUACCUACUAUACCAAAGAAUUUCUCACCAUCAGGGUUAUCGGAUAAUCUCUCGCUGUCAGCACCAAACACACCGUCUUCAUCACCCACCUUAUCCACAACAAACACAAAUACAAUCCAUCCACAACCAAGUGCAUCACAAACCCCACCACCUCAACAAAAUACAUCUUCUACAUUUCAACCAUACCGUUCUGCAUUGAAUUCCCUUGGCGUUACCCGUAGCGUGGAUGUGAGACCCGUGAAAAGUGGUAUCUUGUGUCGUGCUGAAAGCAAUGGUGGUGUUUGUAAUGAUAAAUCCUGUUGUGAUAUGCACUUUACUGAUUUCAUAAAUAAAUAA
Messenger RNA from Mucor velutinosus, 2289 nucleotides. RefSeq lists its product as uncharacterized. NCBI's taxonomy places the organism in Eukaryota, Fungi, Mucoromycota, Mucoromycetes, Mucorales, Mucoraceae. The transcript is spliced from 4 exons. Bases 1 to 2289 code for a protein of 762 amino acids. The record is from RefSeq and is a predicted model, not a curated record.